AAGGCCAAUCCUGCUUAUCACAAGUGCGGGUGUCAUUUAUACUGAAAGGAGGGAGCUAAUCAUAAUCUAGUAUUAUUCCGAUGAGGACGUCAGUGCUGUGGUCAGAGGCGCUCUUGAAUGCCACCUCCACAUCGAAAUCGUCUGAGGACCGUCCCGUAGAACCACACGCGCCUGAACAGCCACUUCCUCUCCGGUACAUGCACGAUACGUAUACCGAAAUCCUUCUUCCUUUUGCGUCCUCUCCGGAGUUGCUUGAGCAAUAUACUAACGCAUGGGGUGGACUUCGGACUGGUAUGCUUAUGGAGCACCUUGACUCACUUGCUGGAUCGAUAUCUUACAAGCAUAUGUUGGGACCGGGCGUGGAAACGCUUGGUCGCAUACGUGAAAAGGGUUUUUACAUUGUCACCGCUUCUGUUGAUAGGCUGGAUGUUCUCGCUCCUCUCUUGCCUGUCAGGGAUAUUCGCCUGAGCGGCAUGGUUAUAUAUACCGGGACAAGUUCCAUGGAAGUAGCUGUAAAGAUGGAAACUCUCGGUGCAAGCGGCGUGGAAGAUACUCUGCUACUUGGUCGAUUCGCUAUGGUAUGCAGGGACGCCCGAACUCGCAAGGCUCGGCCUGUAAACCCACUUAAACUCGGUUCGCCUGAAGAGACUGCCUUGUAUUCGAUGGGCGAAAAUGCCAAGAAGCGCAGGCAAACCUUGGCCCUUCGCUCUCUUUCUAGGGUACCUCCUAGUUCUGCUGAAGCUGCUGAACUGCACUCAAUGUACUUAAAAUACGGACAAGAAAAUGAUCGUCACGUAUCCGACUAUGAACGCGUUUCGAUGGGAGACACGCAUCUGGAGAAGACCAUGCUCAUGUUCCCUCAAGAGCGCAAUGUUCACCAGAAAGUCUUCGGAGGCUAUCUUAUGCGACUUGCUUAUGAGCUUGGUUUUGCGAAUGCAUCACUCUUCACGCGUUCGCAUGUAACAUUCAUGUCACUGGACAGUAUCUCUUUCGCAAAACCUGUUCCCAUAGGAUCUAUAUUACGGCUGACCUCGCAAGUUCUUCACACUUCCCCUGGGAAGCGUCCUGGUGUAGUGCACGUUGGAGUCCAAGCUAACGUUGUGGACGUGCGGACCGGCCACGAGCAGACCACUAAUGAUUUCCGCUUCACCUGGUAUCCAGAUGAUGGUGCAGCGGUCCUUAGAACGGUCGUUCCGAAGACCUACCAAGAGGCAAUGCUUUGGUUGGAAGGGAAACGAGCACUUGAGAUGGGCGAUCAAAUCAGGGGGGAAAGAAACAAGAAAUGAAGUGCCUGGCUCUACUAAUUGACAUUCAUGACUGGUUUGACGUCAGGCUUGCAGGACAAAUGAUGUACAAGGAUUAA
Messenger RNA from Suillus paluster, 1363 nucleotides. RefSeq names its product Thioesterase/thiol ester dehydrase-isomerase. The transcript is spliced from 10 exons. Gene Ontology annotation, cellular component: mitochondrion. NCBI's taxonomy places the organism in Eukaryota, Fungi, Basidiomycota, Agaricomycetes, Boletales, Suillaceae. Bases 81 to 1286 code for a protein of 401 amino acids. Gene Ontology annotation, biological process: acyl-CoA metabolic process. The record is from RefSeq and is a predicted model, not a curated record. Gene Ontology annotation, molecular function: fatty acyl-CoA hydrolase activity.